CGCAUAGAGUGUAUCAUGUUGAAGAUGAGCGGGUGGCAGCGACAGAGCCAAAAUCAGAAUCGGAACCUGAGGAGAGAGUGUUCCAGAAGAAAGUGUAUCUUCAUACAUCACCACACCUGAAAGCAGAAUCUGAUCCAACUGCAGAGAUGGCAGCUGAGUCAUUGCCUUUCUCCUUUGGGACAGUGUCUAGCUGGGAGCUGGAAGCCUGGUAUGAGGACCUGCAAGAGGUCCUAUCCUCAGAUGAAAACGGGGGUACCUAUAUCUCACUCCCGGGAAAUGAAGAGGAAGAAUCAAAAACCUUUACCACUCUUGACCCUGCAUCUCUAGCUUGGCUGACGGAGGAGCCAGGACCAGCAGAGGUCACAAGCACCUCCCACAGCCCUCAUUCUUCUCCAGACUCCAGUCAGAGCUCCCUGGCACAGGAGGAAGAGGAAGAAGACCAAAGAAGAACCAGGAAGCGGAAACAAAGUAUCCAGUGCCCAGCCCAGGUUGGGAAGCAACGCAUGAAGGAAAAAGAACAGGAGAAUGAAAAGAAAGUGGCACAGCUAGCUGAAGAAAAUGAACGGCUCAAGCAGGAAAUUGAGCGCCUGACCAAGGAAGUAGAGGCAACACGCCGAGCUUUGAUUGACCGAAUGGUUAAUCUGCACCAAGCAUGAACAACUGGAACCAUCACUCCCCAACUUGAGCUACUACCUACCUUUCCCAGAAGUAGCUACUGACCAUUAUCACACCCAUGUCAAUGAUGUGACCCUUAACCACGUGUUCAAAAGGGGGAAGACUUGGGAUAGACCAAAGGAAAGGAAGGGUCUUGGCUUGUAUAUGUAGGUUGUACAUUUAUUAAUUACUGUCCAUAUCCAGUAAAGUGACU
Molecule: messenger RNA, 868 nt
Organism: Castor canadensis (American beaver)
Lineage: Eukaryota; Metazoa; Chordata; Mammalia; Rodentia; Castoridae
Product: DNA damage-inducible transcript 3 protein-like
Biological process (GO): ER overload response; negative regulation of transcription by RNA polymerase II; intrinsic apoptotic signaling pathway in response to endoplasmic reticulum stress
Cellular component (GO): cytoplasm; CHOP-ATF3 complex; CHOP-C/EBP complex
Molecular function (GO): transcription factor binding; protein heterodimerization activity; DNA-binding transcription activator activity, RNA polymerase II-specific
Source: RefSeq, a predicted model, not a curated record